GUUAUACAACAUAAUUAUUUAGCUAGUUAAAUAAAAACACAACUACCAAAUUACUCCACCAACUCUCUUGAGUUAGUCCUCCGACCAAUCAUCUUCGACGUCAAUGUUUAGCGUGUCUGUGUAUGCACGGGGAGUGUCUGUACCACACUGAUAAGACAGCCCUGCCCGUUCAACAAACUUAUAUCACAAUAUAGCAGCAUGCCUUAAGGUUUUCACUGUAACGGUAGGUGUGUAGCAUUAAUUAUUAGCUAGUCCGACAAAACAUACUGUAACGUUACAUACUGUACGGACAACAACUGAGUGAGGGAACAUGUGGCUGCCUAUGCUUGGGAUGACUGCCCUGCCGCACCUGGGAGGGCUCGUUGGCGGUUACAUCACACGCCAACAGGUAAAGACCUGGUACCCGACCCUGAAGAAACCAUCAUGGCGCCCACCAAAUGCAGCAUUCCCUGUCGUGUGGACCUGUCUGUAUACAGGCAUGGGGUAUGGCUCCUACCUGGUCUGGAAAGAGCUGGGAGGUUUCACUGAGGAUGCACUGGUUCCACUGGGACUUUAUGGGCUGCAGCUAGCACUGAACUGGACCUGGACUCCUAUCUUCUUUGGCGCACACAAGCUGAAAUUGGCACUCAUGGAAAUUGUUCUUCUCACGGGUACCGUCGCAGCCACCAUGGUGUCUUGGUAUCCCAUCAACCGCACUGCCACACUGCUGAUGGCACCCUACCUGUCCUGGCUGUGCCUCGCCACCUCUCUCAACUACUGCAUAUGGAGGGACAACAGUGAGGAGAAAGAAGAGUAGGGAGACAGUUCUGUGUGCUUUGUGAUUUUUCUUGUCAUUAAAUUGCUGCACUGUUUCACUGUUUAGCUUUUAGUUUUAGACCAUAACGUUGGCUAAUGUGAAUGUAAAAAUAAAAAAAGAUGAUACAAAGAAGUCAUGAGGUCAUUGAGAGAUAGUUUUAAUCAUAGUUUUUCUUGCUUGCCAUCUGCAGCAAUGGGGCAGCAGCAUAAUACACACCUUAGCCUUACUCUGUCUGAUGAGGAUCAAACAACCUGCCUCUGAUCCAUCUUUGUUGUUUUGUUACCCAAACUGAAUGGAUCCCUGCUAAAAAUUCAAAGCUCUUAAUGCAAUAUUGAUCAGGCUACUUCUUUAAAGUGAACGAGAAUCACCUUGUUAUAUUGUGACGGCUUUUGAACGCAACUAUGACUAUAAUAUGGACUAAUAAAAUAAUCUUUUGGGGUUUGUCAAGUGUAAA
This is a messenger RNA of Perca fluviatilis (European perch), 1250 nucleotides long. It is a transcript of the gene tspo, whose product is annotated as translocator protein. The transcript has 4 exons. Bases 311 to 796 code for a protein of 161 amino acids. NCBI's taxonomy places the organism in Eukaryota, Metazoa, Chordata, Actinopteri, Perciformes, Percidae. Gene Ontology annotation, cellular component: mitochondrial outer membrane. The record is from RefSeq and is a predicted model, not a curated record.